AUGACGGCCCCGCAGACGCGGAUCCCGGUGAGAGUGUUCGACUAUGGCGUCGAGGAGCCUGAAGAGGAGGAGGAAACACGCGAAAACUACUACAAUAGUGAUGAAGACAGUGCCGCUGUCGUCAAGCCCCUUUUGAUUCGAGACCCCGUUCCGGAUGAUGCCGGCACCUCGAAACAUUACCCAACAAACGUGGGUCCCUGGCGCCCCAUCGGCUCGGACGUCGUUAAUGGGACAAGCCAAUCACCAAUGAGGCCGUCCCCGACUAUGCGUGACAAGACCGUGUGCUCGGACUCCGGGACUUACGUUAGUGACAGUGUGAUGACUGCGUUGUUGGGUGGCAGUCCACAAAGGCACUUACCGAACGACGUGCACUGCCAAAUCAAGGCACCGCUUGCUUACGGUACGAACGUCUCGACGCCGCAACGACAUUCGAUUUUGCGCGUAAGUGCUGACCACAUUGAUAACGGCCGUUACGGAUUGAGGAAAAGCGCGUCCGUAGAUUUUGUCUUGGACCGCGACCUUGAGCAGUCAGUACCGACUAUGCAUGCGAACAUGUCUUUCGUUGGACGAGAACCACGACGUCUAACGUUUCAAGAGAAAGCAGAGCUGUAUCGAGUUCGCCCUGAUCUUGAGAUUGGCCUGGCUCCUUUUUACAGCGAAGAUGCGGACGAAGUUCACCGCCGGAAUCAGCGUCGUAUUAUCUUCUCCGUGUUUGGCGGCAUGAUUUCUAUCAUCAUCUUGCUCGUCUUCGUCUCCAUGUGGGACGAGAACAAAUAA
Molecule: messenger RNA, 777 nt
Organism: Peronospora matthiolae
Lineage: Eukaryota; Oomycota; Peronosporomycetes; Peronosporales; Peronosporaceae
Source: the annotation of a GenBank genome assembly